AUGAAGACAGAUGGUGGUCUUAUAUUAAUUUAGAAAUUUACAUCAGAAGAGGAUUGUUUGUUUUGUUAGAAAUACGGAAGAUUACAAAUUGAGAAGAUUAAUUUUGCUCCACUUUUGAAUAGAGUAUAUAAAAUAGUAAAAUAAUUUACAGGCAUUAUAUACUAAAUAUUCAUAAUCUUCAGGACGAGGUAAAAAAUUCGAAGAUUUCUUUUCAACUAAGUCAAUUAAAUGGGUUAUAAAAUUUAAAGAUUAAUUAUGUUAUGAUUAUUAAGAGGAAUACUUAAAGAGGUAUUUUAAUAAGAAUUUCAAUUAAUAGAUAUUAUCCAAAUAGAGAUCAAUAAAAUAAAUUUGAUCAACUGUUGGAAUAUUAUAAAUAUCAUAAAGAUAUUCCUCGAAUGUUCUUACCUUAAACAUCAGAGUUAGCAAUAUAUUUUUAUGAGAAAAAGAAGUAAAUAAAGUUGUAUAAUCUAAUUUUAGAUAAUUAGAGUACAGAAAAAUAAAAAUGAUGUUGGGUAUUCCUAUAGAUGACUUUAGUAACUGUACAGGUAUUAAUUCUACAAUGAUUUAGAACAUGAGUAAUUAAAGGAAGAAAUCAAAGUUCUCAAUAGUAUUACAUAAUAAACUUAAGUAUCCUCAAUAUCUUUACUAAGAGAUAUGCUAAAAUCCAAGGGAAAUGAUGAAAUUAUAGUAAUUAAUCUUUAAUCUUUAGAACAUUGAUGCAACUUGGAUAACAAUGGUUAAUAACUAAUAGCCUAAAACUACAUAACCAUCAAAUUUAAAAUUACUUAAGUAAUUGAUCUCUAAAAAUACUUAAUUUUAUAAAGAUAAAUAACAUACAUAUGGUCCUGGAUUAAGUAAAAGAACUAUUUAGAAUUCUCCUUAAUAAAAAGUUCAUCUAAAAACACUAUCUAAAGAUGCUUCUUAAAAGUCUUUAACAUCUUCUCAUAAACUCAUUAAUAAUAGUAAUGGAGAUACUGAAUUUUAGAAAUUUUUAAAACAACAAAUGGUUGCAAUCAAUAAUUCAAAUCCAUGCAAUUAAAAUAGUGCUAAAUAAUAACCUAAACCUAUAUUAUUAUCAAGCUUUUAAUCUAAAUAAAAUAGUAUACAUCAUAUUAUUAGCACAAGAAGUAUCUCCUCUGAAUAGCUUAAAUUAAUAUAAUCAUAAUAAAUAACAAAACACAAUAAUAAUAAUAAUAAUAAUAAUAAUAAUAAUAUCAAUUAAUAAUCUAAACAUUAAAAAAGUUAAACUUAAACUCAUUAUACUGAAGCCAGUUCUCCAAUUAAACAUAAAAAAUAAGCCUCAAAUAAAUUAUAUACAAAUAUAGGAAUAGAUUUUAAAUAAGCGUUAACUCAAACAAAAUCUAAUAAUAAAUUAUUUAAAGUUUAUACUUCGUAAUCAUCCAUUCCUUUAUCAGCAAAUAUCAAUAUAAACAUUAAUUAAUUAAACAUGAAUAACCUCAAUAUCAAGUCUUCAUUUUAAUAAUAUAAGGCAAUGCUCGAAAGUCCUAAAGUUUAAUACAAAAAGAAAACCCAAUCUAAUGUUGAAACUUAAAAGGUCAUUAAUUGUAGUGCACAAAAUAAUGGUACUACUUCUUUAAAAAAAACAUAAAUCUCAGUUUAAUAAUUAUAUGCUUAAAAAAUCAAAUAAAAAAAUAAGAUUUAAAAAAAAUGA
This is a messenger RNA of Paramecium sonneborni, 1672 nucleotides long. The record is from the annotation of a GenBank genome assembly. Lineage: Eukaryota; Ciliophora; Oligohymenophorea; Peniculida; Parameciidae.